Molecule: messenger RNA, 6158 nt
Organism: Notolabrus celidotus (New Zealand spotty)
Lineage: Eukaryota; Metazoa; Chordata; Actinopteri; Labriformes; Labridae
Gene: patz1
Product: POZ/BTB and AT hook containing zinc finger 1
Biological process (GO): negative regulation of transcription by RNA polymerase II; regulation of immune system process; regulation of cytokine production
Molecular function (GO): protein binding; DNA-binding transcription factor activity
Source: RefSeq, a predicted model, not a curated record
UAUGGUCAAGUCAAGUGACUUGUCCAGAAUAAUGUUCUACAAUAAUCUUGAAUGAGCUCGCAGACUGCGCUUGUGAACUGUGCAGAAGAGGAGAUUUUUUUUCUGUUUGUGGUAGGUGGGGGAGGGGUUGGUUUUACCACCAGACCAAGCAGGAAGAGACAUGCAUGUUCACAUUUUGGCUUAUGGACGAGAAAGACCCCUUGUGUGCGAGGGGCUCUCCUCCUCCCAGCGACUGAUAUUACAAUGAGGGGAUUAUUACAGCGAGUGUCCGACAGUAUUAAACCCAUGAGAUAUUUUAUUUCACAAAACAAGAGCGACGACCCCCACCCCUCAAGUACCCAGGGUCAAAGUUCACAGGAAGCUGGGGGGCUGCCAUUUUUCGCUGGUGCUGCUACUGCUAGCGUUAAACGUUAGAUGCUAAAUCGACGGGGAGGGGCGGUCGGAUUUUGGAUUCUGUAACGUUAGCUAGCUGGUAUCAAGUGUUCGAAAAGAGAGCAUUCAAAAUCCUCAUUUUCCCCCCGACCAUUGCCGUCAACAUCAGGUGUUAUUUGAUGAAUUUGGCAUGGAGAAGGUAGCGGAGCCGUCUUGGACUUCUUCGUACACCUACCAGGUGAGCAAGCAUAGUGCGGAGAUGCUACACAACCUCAACGCUCAGAGAAAAGAUGGAGGCAGGUUCUGCGAUGUGGUCUUACGCGUCGGCGAGGAGAGCUUCCCUGCUCACAAAGCUGUGUUAGCGGCUUGCAGCGAGUAUUUCGAGUCGGUAUUCAGCCGCCAGACGGACGGUGACAGUGAGGCCAAGGAGCUGGAGAUGCACACCAUAAGCCCGAAAGUUUUUAAAGACGUUUUGGACUUCGCCUAUACGUCCAGGAUCGUGGUGCGUCUGGAGUGUUUCCCGGAGUUAAUGACAGCUGCCAAGUUUCUGCUGAUGCGGUCAGUCAUUGAGAUUUGUCAAGAGGUAAUCAAACAGUCCAAUGUGCAAAUCCUGGUCCCGACGUCGCGGGGAGUGGACGCCAGCCUCUUCCAGUCUCCGGCGACUACAGCAGCCACGGAGCUGGGUUUCCCGGCGGCACAGCAGGAUUUUAUAAACGGGACGGGGAUGCUGGUGAACGGGGAGAGCUUUUCUAGCAACGCACAAAUGCAUGUGGACGGGAGUGAAGACACCGCCACAGUGUUGUUACAGGACGGAGGCGAAUCGUCGGUGCCGAUGUUAGAGCCUGUGGAUGGACUCCCCGUGUCCCCCACAAGGGAGAUGAACACGUUUCAACACGACGCUUGCUCCCCGGGGUCGAAGAAGAGCAAGGGGAAACCAAAGAGAGCUGCUGGGGUUGUGGAAAGUGUAAACUUUAACAACAGCACACUGAAAGACAGCAUACUGUUCCCGUGUAGUACUUGCGGCAAGGCUUUCACCGAGGCGUCACGCUUGAAGAAUCACGAAGCGCAACACGGAGCCAACCAUAGCGGUGUAAACAAUGCCGGUGACAGCCUGUCAUCAGCGGGCAUGUCUUUGGUGUCACAGCCAGGACUGGCGGAAAACGGAGGGCUGACAUUGGACAACGGCCGCAAAAGGGAAAGGACUAGGCGGCACGUUGGCUGUGACAUUUGCGGCAAAGUUUUCCGAGACGUGUAUCACCUGAACAGGCACAAGCUUUCUCAUUCCGGGGAGAAGCCAUAUGCAUGCCAUGUGUGCGGGCUCCGGUUCAAACGCAAGGACAGGAUGUCAUACCAUGUGCGGUCCCAUGACGGGUCAGUCGGUAAACCUUAUGUUUGCCAAAGCUGUGGUAAAGGUUUUUCAAGACCAGACCACCUGAAUGGACAUAUCAAACAGGUUCACACAACAGAAAGACCGCACAAGUGCCAGAUAUGUAAUGCCUCAUUUGCUACAAGAGAUCGCCUUAGGUCGCACCUUGCAUGUCACGAGGACAAAAUCCCCUGCAAAGUUUGUGGCAAGUUUCUGCGAGCUGCCUACAUGACGGACCACCUCAAGAAACACAGUGAAGGGACUCAUAACUACUGUGGCAUUUGCAACAAAGGUUUCUCCACUGCGUCCUACCUUAAGGUGCACAUAAAGACACACCACGGCUCUUCUCUGCCCCUCUCUACCACAAUGCACACCUACCCUGAGCCAAGGGGGGAGCUGCAGAUGCACAACGGCAACCCUUACCACAUGGGACGCCAGUGCUUAGUGGAAGACCUGUGCGCCAGUCGCCAGCUGUUUGUCACCUCGCCUGAGGCAGAGGGUCGCUAUCAUGGACACCCAGCUCUUCCCCAGCCCGGCCCUCCAGCCUUGGGCCUGCAGCCUGAGCUGCUCAUGGGGAAGGCAGGUGGGGCUCCAUAUUUCUGGGAGGUUCGCUCUGGCGGGUUGCCUGGCUUCCCUGUCCAUGGGCCAGUCACAGAUGGACAGGAAAACGUUGGAAAAUGUCCUCAUCUUGAAUCAGAAGAAUCCGAUCCUUCAUUUGUUGAAUUGCCCAACGGUGCCGAGCUUAAAUCUCCACACAAACCAGAUGAGCCAGAGAUGGAGAUGCCCUCUCUAGCCUGUAACGGAGCUUCUGUGGAGGGCUUGGGAUCUCCAGAAGGAGCUAAAGCCAAGACGACAGACCCUGAGAAGAAGUUUACCUGCCCUAUCUGUGGCCAAGCCUUCCGCACCAAGUCCUACCUCAACAAGCAUCAGCACAGAGUGCACAAAGUCCAGAAGGCCCAGGGGGUCUCUGGGUCGAGCUUAAAUGAGCUGGCCCCCUCCCUGACCUCCCCCUUCCCUCAACAAAACAUGUCUCUGCUUGAGUCCUUUGGCUUUCAGAUAGUCCAGUCUGCGUUUGCGUCUUCACUGGUGGAUGCUGAGGUGGGUCAGAGUGGACUAGACUUUGGAGGGAAGUGACAUAUUUGCUUAAGUUAAAGCAAAGCCUUUCAUUCUUUGGACACAGCCAGGUUGCCCACAGACGAUACUCUGAAUAUGGGAAUAACUUUGCCUCAAGACUACUUUUUCUGUUUCCUUACAUUGCUCAAUAUGUAAUCGAGUUUUUGUCAGACUGCCAUGUGAUUCCUACUUUUUCUACUUUUUCAGAAAAUGAAAAGUGAGCGUCUCUUUAAAAUAACAUGAAGGUUUAAUUUCCUUUAUCUGAUGUGGAUCUAUUGAAGACAUUUGGUAUGUUUCCAUUUGUUUCUUUGCUUUGAUGUAAUUGAGCUUUCUUAGUGGCACAAAUGUUUCUUUAUGUGUUAUUUACGGAAAUCUUAAAGCAGGUUGAUUAUUGUCUGUUUUUGUGGAUCCUAUAUUUAUGUUUCUUGUGUAUUUUAAGAAGGAUUUUUUUUUAGAAGCCUUUCUUUUGUUGCAUGUUUAUGUUAUCUGUUAAUUAUUCCAAGAAACAUUCCUAAUGGGCUCAGAGCUAAUUUAUGACACAGUUAUUAGGAGCAUUUUUCCCCCCUGUACUAAAAAUGACCUUAAUAUAAGACAUUUGAAAAACAAAUUGUUUAAAUUUCAGUUAUGGCUCAUCUGGCACUAAGAGAGAUGAGCAUUUCCGAUAAAACAAAGAGAAUCUACCUCACAGAAGUAGACGAGACCAUAAUGUUUUGCUGACUUUAUACCCUAUAAGUUAAUACUGCAUUAGAGUUAAAGAACCACAAGUCACAGCAAUUUACUCAUAACUUAUUUCUACGUAUUUGGCAGGAAUAGUGGUCGGCUGUAGAGUGUCAGUGAAGAGAGCACUAAACCUGAAGCUCCAAUAGCACAUCAGCCUUCUCAUUUUUAAAAAUCUUCUUUUUGAUUCCAGUUCUUAGAACAUGUCUGUUGUCUCACUGACAGACAUACCUGUUUUCCUAUUUAGCAAAGCCUUUGUGAAGUGUCACCAUUAACAUUUAACUGAGUUGCAGUAGCUCUUGAUCAGCUUAGUUUGCACUCUGGCAGCAGGACGGAUGUGCUCAAAAUGAAGAAAAUACACUUGCAGCUUAAUUGAAUGUAAAACAUUCUUUAGAAUAUUUUCAUUUGAUGAUCUUUACAGUGAGUUAUUUGUGCAAGAUGCUACAGAAUAAAGAGAGGAAAGCCAUUAUGAUAAGAGCCAUAGUGUUUAUUGUAGGAGUGAGGAUAAAUCUAUUCAGAUUUGUAAGAUGCGUCUUGAAUCAUGCCUUGAGCCUGUUAGGAAUGAGCGUUGUACAAUGACAAGGUUUCCAGAUCUUAUUUUGUAGGUGUUGAAUCAGUUGUGUACAUUGAACAGGGACCAAGGUCAGGUAUAUUUUCAGUAUAUAUUUUGAAAAAUGUAGAAUAUAUUUUAUUAACUUAUUCAUGCCCUUGGUUUUGUGUACAGUUUUUUUUAAUCUAUUGAUAAUCUUGUGAUUUGCUCAUUUUGAUAAUUUCUCACUCUAAAUUAUGAGUGUGUUGGCUCAAGUGUGUUUGUAUGUGUGUGCAUCAGCUCGGGGGUCAGGGGAAGAAGUCACACCCUGAUCCAUUAGCCUUUGGACUGACCAAACAUAAUGCUACUUUUAGUCAUUAAUGAGGAUUAUUUAUAUUAUUCAUCAUCUGUCCCUCUUCAUCCCUUGUAUUUCUUUGUGUACUAACCAUGCACCUCCAGUCAGCUUCACUUGUGUGUUUAGUUGAAGACAUUUCCUAUGAUUGCACUUUUGGGUGCUAGUUUUGAGCACAAGUGAUUAAUCUGAGGAUUGUACUCUGAAAGUGUGUUUAAUCCAAGACAUUCCUGUGGUGAGGACAAACUUAAUCAAACGGUUCCUCUAGUCAUAACUCAGUGAGAGCCUCACAUCCAUGAUUCUGCUUUGCUUGUUUCGACAAGAUUUGAAAAAUAAUCAGUGAUUCUUAAUUGGUGUUACAUCUUUUCAACCAAUCGAAAUGUUAUUUGUUUGUAUCAAAGUCUGUUACCUGUAAGAUCACUUUAGACUACCUUUGGUAAAAACAAACCCCAAAAAACAAUGCAAACAUAGACCCCCUAUUUCAUGACUUGUUUUGUCUGGUGUUGUAGAAGAUCGGUGUCAAAACACUUCUUCAAUUUAUGGCGAAGGGAUCCACAAUGUAGGAAGAAAAUAUUGACCUCAUAAAACCCAGGAAACCCACACAUCUGUUGGAUAACAGGCUCUCAUAUAGGUCUUACAUUUAUUUACUUACAUUUUAAUACCUGUAUCAUGACGAUAAUCAAAUCCAGGCCCACAGAAAAGGGCAGUGUGUUUGCGUGUGCGUGCGUGUGUGUUCUGUAAAACGACUAUGUGCUAUUCGUGUUUGAUUUGUUAUCCUGCUUUCUGUUGGAACUAUUCUUUGUGAGUAAUUUAGGCUGUUAAAUUCAAUACAUUCCUAUAUUAUUUAUGGCUUUGUUGUGAUUGUAACAAGUGUAUAUACCAUUCAUUUACACAUUCUAUUAAUAUAAAUAUAUAUAUAUGAAUAUAUGACCCAACCAAUAUGAUCAGUGUUUGUCAGUGGUUGUUGUGUACACGUAAACACUUUUUGUUCCUGUCCAUCGUGUGGAGGGAUGUUAAGUGUGAUUGAAGCCUGCAUGUGGUGGCAUGCAAGCUGAGCUGGGGACUGAAUGUCGAUCACUGGUAGGUGGCAGUUAAAAGUUUCACUGUUCACCGUGCUGUCACAUGACUUACGUCUUUGAUCAAGUUUAUUUUUGUCCCUUUUUUGUCCCACUCUGCACUAGUAUUUAAUCGUUUAAAGCAAAUAGGGGUGAAUUUUGUUGUCAUUGAUUUGAAAACAAGUGCGAGAUGCUGUAAGGAUAAAGUGUCUUUCUUCACUGGGAUGUAUUAUUUGUUUUCAAUUAUGUUGGUACUGGGUGUAAAAAGAUCUUUUCAAGGCUUAAACAUUUAUGCUUUCAGCUUUUGGUCUAUUGCAAAGUGCCUUCCAAAUACUGAUUGUGCACAGCAGUGGAUUAAAAAAAGGUCCUCUUUUCUAAUGGGUAAGAAUUGUACAGAGUGACUUGCAUUGACACUUUUGUAUAGAAACACAGAAAAUGUACAAUAUGUUAACUUGGUAUUUUAUCAUCAUACUCAACAAGAUUGCUCCUAAAACAUGUGAGCUACAUGUUUUGUUAUAACGUCUUUGGACAUAUUUCAAUAUAAGCAUACUUUUCUAUAGAUAUUUGUUUUUGUACUCUGUUAUUGAGUCUCAUCUCUUUUGUUGGUACAGAGAUGAGCAUCUAAUAAAUUGCGAUUAAAAAGUUCCAACCAUU